UUCUUCUGAAAAGGAACCAAAGGGUCUGCCGGUUCGGUCUCAUCUCUCUCCUCUCUCACGAACAGAAAAAAAUUCGGUUUCGGUUUAGGUUUCCGAUCAAAUCACGAACGUUUGGAAAAUCGUCUUUGAUUCGCCGGAGACUAGGACAAGGAGACCACCGGGUUUGUUUUUCCGGCGAAACAACGUCGUUUUUCGAUCUGUUUUGUCGGUGAGGAAAAAAAGGUGAUGACGUGGAAGUUUCGACGGUGUCAAUUAGAUUUAACAAUUUGAGAACGCUCGUUGUGCGGGAGGGAUGGACCGAGGGCAAGAUCGUCUUUUUACUUGAGUAUCCAACGGAAUAUGACCUGUCAUUACAGAUUACGUUUUUAACCUUGUUGCCGUCGAAGUGGAGGGGCAGUCGGGGGGAUACUUUCGUCAUCUGGAGGAUUCUGCUGGGAAUCUUUUUUUUCCUUUACUAGAGCGAAUCUAGGAACAUCCUGGAUAGAAUCAAUGGAUUCGUCUUGUUUGAAUAAUUUCGUAUACUGACUGAGAUUCGAUUAUGUAUCGGAGAUAAACGGUAAUGGGUUCUGAGCAAAACGACAGCACCAGCUUCCGUCCCGCGGAGCCGAAGCUCUGCGUCAAUGGCUGUGGAUUCUUCGGAACGGCGGCGAACAUGAACCUUUGCUCCAAAUGUUACCGCGACCUCCGCGUGGAGGAGGAGCAAACCGCCUCGGCGAAAGCCGCGGUGGAGAAAUCUCUGAACCCUAAUCUGGAAGCCCAACCGCAACAGGGCGAUGAAACCACCGUCGGAGCCGAAUCCGUCGUCGGGUCGUCGUCGGUGGGGUCCAGUUCCACGAGCGGCGGAGACGGGGCGGCGGCUCCUCCUGAGCCGCGGCGUCCGGUUCCGACAAAGUGUUUCAGCUGCAGCAAGAAGGUGGGUUUGACAGGAUUCAAGUGUAAGUGUGGGAGCAUGUUUUGUGGUGUUCAUAGGUACCCGGAGAUACACGACUGCCAGUUCGAUUUCAAAGAAGCCGGAAGGGAUGCCAUUGCGAAGGCGAAUCCCGUCGUUAAGGCAGAAAAAGUGGAUAAGAUCUGAGGAGAGAUGGAAUGGAAUCAAGUCUGUCUGGUAACCAUGAUGUUCUGGAAUUUCACUUGUGUUGUGUUUGGUUCUGUACGCUUUGAUGUGACCCUGCUUUAGCAUUUCGGAUAGGGUUUUAAGGUUUAGGGUUUGUAGGGAAUGUUAGAAUCGGCUGUUUGUUGCUAUGCGGUCUCGAUCAUUUGAUUAUAUGACUUGGGUUGGUGUCUGAAAUGGUGGAUAUUGUUUUGUGAUAAGAAGUUGCUGUUUUUCCUGUUCAUGCUGAA
Molecule: messenger RNA, 1341 nt
Organism: Tarenaya hassleriana
Lineage: Eukaryota; Viridiplantae; Streptophyta; Magnoliopsida; Brassicales; Cleomaceae
Product: zinc finger A20 and AN1 domain-containing stress-associated protein 1
Exons: 4
Coding region: 560-1075 (171 amino acids)
Biological process (GO): proteasome-mediated ubiquitin-dependent protein catabolic process
Molecular function (GO): zinc ion binding; DNA binding
Source: RefSeq, a predicted model, not a curated record